Messenger RNA from Dichomitus squalens LYAD-421 SS1, 727 nucleotides. RefSeq names its product Sm-like ribonucleo protein. Gene Ontology annotation, molecular function: RNA binding. Gene Ontology annotation, biological process: mRNA splicing, via spliceosome. Lineage: Eukaryota; Fungi; Basidiomycota; Agaricomycetes; Polyporales; Polyporaceae. Bases 108 to 653 code for a protein of 181 amino acids. Gene Ontology annotation, cellular component: U1 snRNP; U4/U6 x U5 tri-snRNP complex; U4 snRNP. The record is from RefSeq and is a predicted model, not a curated record. The transcript has 5 exons.
CUUGAGGCUUGUUUGGUCUUGCUUGGCAGGAGCUACUGAACCUCGCGCUCAUCGUCUGCACGCUUCUGCGCGUCGUCUGCCUCGUUCCACAAAAAUCUCUGCCCAUCAUGCCUCCGCCGAAGUCAAAAGGCGGCAAAAUGCUCAGCCUCAUCAACUGGAGGCUCAAGGUCACGAUCAACGAUGGCCGCGCGUUCGUUGGCCAAAUGCUCGCCUUCGACCGCCACAUGAACCUCGUUCUCGCCGAGUGUGAAGAGUUCCGUCGUGUCCGUCCAAAAAAGAAGCCUGGAGAGACCGAGGCGGGCCCGAUGCAGGAGAUGAAGCGGACGCUUGGUUUGGUGAUUCUUCGCGGCGAAACCGUCGUCAGUCUGAGUGUGGAGGGACCGCCACCUGUUACGGAUGACGACAAGAAGAACGUCUUACCGUUUGGUCCUGGGAGAGGGGCGCCUGCAGGUCGUGGCAUGGGCCUCUUGCCUCCAGGUGGCCCUCCAGGUAUCGCAAGACCGCCCAUGCCAUUCGCGCCUCCUGGUAUGCCUGGUGCGCCACCCCCUGGCUUCCGUCCUCCUGGUUUCGCUGGCGGCCCGCCGGGUAUGCCCUUCCCCCCACCUCCUGGAUUUGGUGGCCCUCCGCCUGGCUUCCAGCCUCCCCCGCAGUAAAACCGUGUAUUUUUUAGCCAGUCCAUGGCGUUGUACUCUUUGUUUCUUGUCCUUCUCGAUCGAUGCUAUCUCCC